AUGGGUCGGCUUUUCUUGGAAGCGGAAACUAGCAAGGAUGCAGACCAACGUUGGAUCGGGCCAAGGAAGCUACAUAUGUACACCACUGCUUGGCCCUUUGUCGAGAUCGAACUGGCUCCUGGUGCAUUCCUUGGGCCAAGAGCACCCGAACUGUUCCGGCUAUUGCUCUACUAG
This is a messenger RNA of Plenodomus lingam JN3, 174 nucleotides long. The record is from RefSeq and is a predicted model, not a curated record. NCBI's taxonomy places the organism in Eukaryota, Fungi, Ascomycota, Dothideomycetes, Pleosporales, Leptosphaeriaceae.